Molecule: messenger RNA, 1437 nt
Organism: Dermatophagoides farinae (American house dust mite)
Lineage: Eukaryota; Metazoa; Arthropoda; Arachnida; Sarcoptiformes; Pyroglyphidae
Molecular function (GO): histone binding
Source: RefSeq, a predicted model, not a curated record
CAAAUGUUUCGAUCCAUUCGAAACAUGAAAGUUUUUUCCUAAGUUUUUGUUGAAAUAAAAAAAACAUCAACUGAACAAAUGGAUUCAAAUUGUAAAAGAAAGAUUGAUUUUAUCUCAUUAACAUCAUCUACAAUCGAGAAGAAAAUAAAAAAUGACGUGAAAGAAUGUUUUGAAAACUACCGAUUGUUCCCUGAUGAAACUGGAGAUGAACAGUUGACAAAAGCACAAGAUUCCAUUCGACAGUACAUGAAAAUGUUUGGUGAAAUUGUCACUGAUCCUGAUUUGUACGAAGCUAGCCUCACCAAAUUGACUUCUAUUAUUGAUAAACUUAAAGCCAAUUGUAGAGAUUUUAUCAAGAAUCCACAAUUCAUCAGAUUAUUUGAUUCAUUUACGGACGAUUUGUCAAAAAAUGCUAAUUCUUCCAUAGUAAACAUUGCCAUCACUUUGCAUAACGAUUUGAUGAAAGAAUUGUACCGAUUCACACUUCCAACAAAAAGUGAACAUUCCAAAGUUGGAUUGGAUAGAAAAACACAACGGAAAAUUAAUAAAUUGACUCUACAUUUGAAAAAAAUUCAGGAUAAACUUUUUGAAUGCCAAUUAAGACCAUUAACAUUGGAUGAAAUGGAAGACGAAACAGUGUUCACUAAAUACAUACCACGUCUCGAGAAGCAAGCCGUACAAAUAUGGCAGCGACGAGAAACAUUAUUAAAUCGGUCAACGGAUUCUGGUUCACAGUUGUACAGAAAAUUUACAUAUAAUCAAUUAGACGAUCCUCAAUUAAAUCAAAUUGUUGAAGACUAUUUUAAUCAGUAUCUUUUUUCAUUAAGUAAAGCUGAAAAUGAAACGUUACAAUCCAAAAAGCUAACAGUAAUCAAGCUGCCCAUGUUCACCAUUUUUGAUCUCAAAGAAGCCAUUUCAGACCAACUGAAUGCCAAAAAAAUUGACUUUCAGCUAACAGAUGAUGUUCUCAUUCGAAUCUAUCGGCAUAUAAUUGAUGAGAUGGACAAAAGACGUAGCGCUAUCCAAUGUGAAUGUCUGGAUAAUUAUCAUAUACUAAAUUAUACAGAUUCACCAGAUUCUACAGUGGCCAUUGAAAAUGAUGCCGGUUUGAUUGAACAAUUGGAAAGAAAUUCCGUUGAAGCCAAGGAUAGAAUGGAAACAUUGAUAACCGAGUACAAGAAAAAAGAUCUUGAAAUAAAUGGUCAUCCAACAAAUGAUGAUUCUAAAUCACUUGGCUGGGAUGACGACAAUAACGAUGAUGACAGUGAUGAAGACGACAACGAUAUCGAUGAUGAUGAUAAUGGUGGUGAUGAUGAUGAUGAUGAUGAUGUUGGCAGUGAUGAUGACAAUGACGAUAAUAAUAAUUGAAAUUGGCCAUUGUGUGUUCAUAAAUAUUAUUUUAAAAAAUAAUCAAUAAAAACUUUUUUCAUGUUUUCA